Messenger RNA from Branchiostoma floridae (Florida lancelet), 3965 nucleotides. RefSeq names its product mitotic spindle assembly checkpoint protein MAD1-like. Gene Ontology annotation, cellular component: kinetochore; mitotic spindle; nuclear envelope. The record is from RefSeq and is a predicted model, not a curated record. The coding region runs from base 167 to 2404 and encodes 745 amino acids. Lineage: Eukaryota; Metazoa; Chordata; Leptocardii; Amphioxiformes; Branchiostomatidae. Gene Ontology annotation, biological process: mitotic spindle assembly checkpoint signaling; attachment of mitotic spindle microtubules to kinetochore. The transcript has 17 exons.
GACUGAACCCGUGGCAUUCUGGGAUACAUUGUCAUUUGUUACGCAAAGGAUUGUGGUCAGCAUGAAAAUGGCGCCGAGUCCAAGUGUUGAUGUUUACAUCCAGGCCGUUUUUCUCUGUUUUUGGCAAGUUUUUGGCCACGAGGAACAGUGAAGCUGAUUUGCAAGAAUGAAUGUGACUCCAGAAGACAACACUGAGGUAGUGAGAAUGAUGGGAGAUUUCAACUCCUACCUAGCAGAGGGGAGAAGGCAACACAGCAACUCCUCACUUCUGUUUGACAUGGGUGAUACCACUGCAGGGAAGGGGGAUCUCACCAUGAAACUGGAAACCUCUAGGGACGAGAGCACAGUGCAAUGGGACAGGCCGGAAACUGCCAAGAGAAAUCGAGUGCGCAGACUUGAACAGCAGCAUGCCCUAGAGAAGCAGGGGGAGUUACUGUGGACCCGCAGUAAGGUGGCUAAACUGGAGACCGCCAUCUCACAGCUGGAGACGGAGAAGAAACGAGAGAAGAUCGAGUUUGAAAAGGGACAGGAGACCUUCAGGAUGCAAUAUGAGCGUGACCUAGAACAGGUUAACGACCUCCGGCACAAACUGGAGUUCCUGGAGAGGGAGGAGAAACAAGCGAAAGAAGAGCUCGCAGAAGAGCGGAAAAAACUGACAACGAUUAAGACCCAGUCGGAGAAGAGGAUCAUGGGAUUGCAACGGGAGAAGCUGCACAUCCAAGCAGAGUUAGAGGAGCUGAGGGAAGGGUCCAGAAGCCAGAUAUCCAGCUUACGCAACCAGGUCAAAAGACUUGAAGCAGAACUAGAGAUGAGUGACAGUGAGCUGGCAGAGGCACAGCAACAGGUGCAGCAUCACCGGGGACAGGCGCAGGCGCGGCUGGAGCAGGUGCAGCAGCUGCAGGAGGACAGGAUCAGGGCUGUGACAGCUGAACACAAGGUCAAGGAACUUGAGCUACAGCUGAGCCAGGUGCAGGAGUCAGCUGCGAUGGCCAAACUGAUGAAGACACGACUGGCCAGGUACGAACAGCUGGAGAAGGAGAACAAGAAACUGCUGGAACAGAACAAGUUCUACAGAGAGACAAGUGAGAACAACCAGCUGUUAAAGGAGAAACUUCUGAGUCUUGAGACGAAGUACGGGCGAGCUGAACACAGCAACCUGCAACUCAUCAAGGAAGUUGAGGAUCUGCGAGCAAGGCUGAAGCAGUGGGAGGGUAUUGACCCCAGUGGAGGUCAGACCCCAAGGUCGCCUGCUGAGAUAGCCAAGUGGAUCGCUGAACUGCAAAGAAAGGAGGCGCUUUUGACAGAAAAAACUGGCCAGCUGACUUCCAGCGCCCGUGAAAGCGAAGCGGGGCAAAAGGCAGCAGCCAGCCGACUACGAGAGGUCGAAUCUCAGUUGUUCGCCUCCACUGAGAAGACCAAUCAGCAGGCAGAUCUCAUCAAAAAGUUGCAACGAAGGCUGCUAUUAGUCACAAAGGACCGUGACAGUAUCCGCAACAUCCUGGAGUCUUACGAGAGCGAGGUUACGCGAGCGAGCUCCGAUGACGGCCUGCUACAGCGGUUACAGGACAGCGAAGAGUCUGCCCAACGGUAUCAGAGACACAUGACAUCUUUAGAGGAAGAUUUGCAAAGACUGAAUGCACAGGCUAGUGAAGAAAGAAUAAAAGCACACAGGCUUGAAUCAGAGUUGUCUCAGCUGAAGACACAAACCCCAUCCCCAGCCCCUAACCCCAUCAGCAGCCAGGAAGUCACCACACUCAGGAAGAAGGUGGAAGACCUGGAGGAGGAUCGGCAGAAGCUUCUGGAGGAAAAGGAAAUCCUGGAGGCCCGUGUGGAGCAGAGACACCUACAGGGAGACUUUGACCCCACCAAGACAAAAGUUGUGCACUUUGGGCUGAACCCUACGGCGCUCCGCAGACAGCACAGACAGGAGGAGCUGGAGAAACUACGCGAAGAGUGCGAGAAACUUCGGCAGCGACUAAGAGCGGCAGAGGAAGGGGUCGCCGCCGACGUGACGGCCAGCAUACUGCAGACUCCCUCCAGCAAGGAAAUGGAAGAUCUUAAGAAGCAGUUGACGACAGCUGAGACGAAGAACACCCGUCUUAAGGAGGUGUUUCAACAGAAGAUCCACGAGUUCCGCCAGGCCUGCUACAUGCUGCUGGGGUACAAGGUGGACGUGGUGAAGGACAACAACUACAAACUCAUGUCCAUGUAUGCCGAGAGGCAGGAGGACUGCCUUAUGUUCCAGAUGGUGCCAGGAGGGGAGCUGCAGCUCCUGGAGACUGAGUUCUCCAACUCCCAGGCUGUGAUGAUGCUAGUGGACCUCCACCUGAAGACCCAGCACUCUAUCCCAGCAUUCCUCAGUGCCCUGACCCUUGACCUCUUCAGUCAGCAGACCAUAGCUUGAUGUCUUGACUUUCUAUGACUCUUUUCAUUGUCAUAUUGUCAGUAUUGUAUAAGGCCUAGGAAAAAUGUUGUUACCAAUUACGACCCUGAAAUAGGCUUUUUUUCUUUCAGAUUUCCGCAAAAGUGAUCCAACAAUGCUGUCUAACAAUGUAAAUUUAACUGAAACGCAUCAGGACAUAUUUUCAACAUCAUAUUCUUAUUAUACAGAAUGAGAUAUUCAUUGUACAAGCACAAUUUUCUGUUUCAACAAAAAUCAGGAGCACAUGUUGGGAACAGUUCUACAACAUCUUUUUUCGAUGUCAGAUUGAAAUUUUUUGUCUCUUGCAAGCACAAGUGGUCGACAAACAAUUGACUUUGGGGUCGAAUUGUUUUUGUUAGGGUUGGUCAGGUAACUAAUUUAAAGGAACAUUCUUUUCUUAGGCCUAACCUAAAAUCACAAUUUUGUACUUUCUGAGUGUAUAGUCAUCAUCAUACAUUAUAGCAGCCCAUACAUUGACUUGUGUACUUAUAUGUUUUAAUUUAAACAAAGACCUUAUCAGCAAUCACUACAAUAUGGCUGUACCUUUUAAAGGAUGUAGCCAGAAAAUUGACAUUUUUUGGGGGUGAUUUUUCAGCUCAUUUUUUUGUAGUUAAGUCCAGAGUUAAUUUUGAAAUAUUAAAGGUCUUCUUCUUUAAGUUUUAGAACAUAACUGUUUUAGAAAAUAUCUCAUCUUCUUUACAUUUUGGGUAGGUUGAUAAAAGUCAUUGGCAUUAGAAACAGUGUAUGGAGAGAUACACAGUCCCUUAGAGUACUGUAAAUCUGUAAAUAUAAGGGUCACUUUUAAGUUUCUGCCCUCUUUGCACUUCUCCAUUGCACAUUCAUCUACCCCACAAACAAAUGCCAGUAUUUUCAAUUUGUUAGAAUAUUACUUUACGACAAACGUGAAGUGGAAUAUACCACAAGUUGUUGAUUUUCAAAGUGCCAAAUAUUUUGCGUGCUGCAAACACAAAGAAACUUGCAGUAAAAUGAUCUGAUUUCAUGUAGCAUUUUGGUUAUCUGAAUAAAGCAGCUUAUCUUAAAGCAGCUUAGAAACAUGAGUGUUUUCCAAUGCAGAGGUCACUUGAAUACAUGUAUUGAUCACUUUGAUACAAAAUGUAUUAGUUUGCAGAUUAAAUUCACAGCUGAAAAUGUUUUGAGAAUCACUAUUCAAAUUGUUUGGAAAUUAUGUGUUACCCCUACUAGUGUAUUGACACAAAGUUAAAACAUGUCGCUGAUUAAGUACUGGCGUGUGAAAAUUUAGCUACGAUCCUACACAAUCUCUCACUGCCAGGGAGCCCUCUAGAGACCUUAAGUCAGGCUUCUACAAAAUAGCUCACGUAGCGCAUCGUAGGAGUGCGUACCGGCACCAUAAACUGGUUCAAAACUGGUACUUCUUGCUGGAAUGGACAAAUAAAACGAACCAGAAAAAUCAGUGGACUGUUUUUUUGAUCAAUAAGAAAAUUAACACUAUACCAGCAGGCAGUCACAUGUUUGGAGUAUACCUGUCCAUGCUAGGAAAUAAGCCAACGAUAAGCCAAAACAG